Messenger RNA from Pteronotus mesoamericanus, 279 nucleotides. RefSeq names its product C-C motif chemokine ligand 22 (gene CCL22). Gene Ontology annotation, cellular component: extracellular region. Gene Ontology annotation, biological process: immune response; eosinophil chemotaxis. The transcript is spliced from 3 exons. The record is from RefSeq and is a predicted model, not a curated record. Bases 1 to 279 code for a protein of 92 amino acids. Lineage: Eukaryota; Metazoa; Chordata; Mammalia; Chiroptera; Mormoopidae. Gene Ontology annotation, molecular function: chemokine activity.
AUGGCUAGCCUGCGGACCGCGCUCCUGGCUAUCCUGAUCCUUCUGGCGAUGGUGCUUCAAGCGACCGAGGCAGGCCCUUACGGAGCCAACGUGGAGGACAGCGUCUGCUGCCCGGGCUACACCCGUUACCCCAUGCCCCUGCGUGCUGUGAAGUAUUACUACUUGACUUCGAACUCCUGCCGGAGGCCUGGCGUGAUCUUUCUGACCGUCAGGGACCGGGAGAUCUGCGCUGAUCCCAGGCUGCCCUGGGUGAAGAGGAUUCUCCGGAGGCUGAAGUGA